Psilocybe cubensis is the source of this 6846-nucleotide messenger RNA. RefSeq lists its product as uncharacterized. Gene Ontology annotation, molecular function: metal ion binding; 1-phosphatidylinositol-3-phosphate 5-kinase activity; ATP binding. Gene Ontology annotation, cellular component: fungal-type vacuole membrane; endosome membrane. The record is from RefSeq and is a predicted model, not a curated record. Gene Ontology annotation, biological process: phosphatidylinositol phosphate biosynthetic process. Bases 1 to 6846 code for a protein of 2281 amino acids. The transcript is spliced from 14 exons. Lineage: Eukaryota; Fungi; Basidiomycota; Agaricomycetes; Agaricales; Agrocybaceae.
AUGGAAUCUCCAACCGCGUCUCCUCUUGUAGACUCUGUCAGCGGCCAAUCCUCCAGGUCGAGGAGCAGUACUAAAUUGAACGAUGAUAUAGCGAGUCUUACUUCAUUCAACCCCUUCUCAGAAGAAGAUGAACAUGACCAGUCAUCCUAUACCCUUGUUACGUCAAUACUUUCACGAGUAAAGAACUCCUUAUCAGCCCCGCUUACUUCCGCGGCAGCAACUACUACAAAUGCGACCACAAGCAAUAACAACGCCAACACUGUGACCAAUACCGCUGAAGCUCGACGUCCCACCUAUGCGACUAUUCAAACAAAUUCAUCUAAUUUCUCUUCGAGGACGUCUGCAUCUGACCGACCGAAUCCUCUUGUUGCCGCUCCAGCACAAGCAGCUCCUCCGCUUGUCUCAUUAACACCUGCUCAGUCAGAGCUUCCGACGUACACAGUUGAAUAUGACCGAAGCACAGCACCGAAAACUCCAUACUCCCCUGGCAUAGACCUUGCUGAUAAUGCUCCAUUUGGAACUUCAAUUCCUGGCUUUCCCAUCCAGGAUGAUGCGCGCAGCAUCAAAACCACAACCAGUAUUCAUAAUAGAUCUGGGUCAGUAUCCAAAGUUAUGCGAAGGUUAAGGGGUGAAGGUUUGUCUCGCGACUAUUGGAUGGAUGAUGAGAACUGCAAGGAGUGCUAUGACUGUAAGAGCAUAUUUACUACGUGGAGAAGGAAACACCACUGUCGGAUAUGCGGACAAAUCUUUUGUUCGCGUUGCGCUUCGAACAUAAUCAAGGGAGCUAGGUUCGGCUCGGAAGGGAUGGUCCGCGUCUGCAAUUUAUGUCUAGAAAAACUUGCUAAAGUGGAGGAGGACGAUGAUGAUGAUAGGCGCUCAGUGAUAUCGUCGGCUACCACAUUCCCAGCACAUCAAAUGGGAAUUGAAUCAUUUACUAGUUUACCUCACCCCCAAUCGCCCUUUUCCGCUUCCCACCUUUUUGCGAACGAGCCAUUUAACUUGUUCUCUAUAGCAGAGACCAGAAAGCCCCUAUACGGAUCGGAUGGUAGCUUUUCGCGUCCAGAAACACCUCUCAUGAGAGAAGGAGAAGAUGGAGUCUGGGAAUCAGUUAGGGACAACCCCGCGCCGUUUCGUCGAGCAUUGUCAGACGAAGAAAAAGAACACCAGGAAAGCCCUCCUGCUUCUUUACCCGUAGACCACACAGUACCGAAUGGCAAGAUUAAGAAGCAACUUGGAAUCGACUUUCCGGCUUCCAAACCUAUCGAUAUAGAUGCUUCUCAAAGCUCCAUUCAGUUUCCAAUUGGGUCUCCAGAGCAAUUAGGGACGCCUCGCCUCCAGUUGAAAUCAAGAACUACUUCAAGCCAUCCAUACGGGGAAUUUGAUGUUGCAACGCCUUUUAUCCGGAGUCGGGUGCAGAGCAGGUUGGAGCCACAGACCUUGGAAGUGGAGCCUGGAUGGCGUAUGAGACGAGAAAGUACCGCCUAUGCACAAGAGCUUAACCUUGCAUCAAUGCACCAUUUGAAGAUUAUGCUGCGUCAAAUGUUGACUAGCGAACAAAUCCCAAAUAUCAGGGAAUGGGAAGAAACCUUGCUUCGACUAGCUCUUCGUAUUGCAAGGGAGAUGACCUUCACUUCGCUUCCUCAUCGACAAGGACAAGAUAUGGAUGUUCGACGAUAUGUCAAAAUCAAGAAAAUACCUGGUGGAAAACCGAGGGAUUCAGAAUACGUUACGGGAGCCGUCAUCACCAAAAAUGUUGCCCACAAGCGAAUGUCGAGACUCCAGGCUAAUCCACGGGUCAUGUUAGUGACAUUUCCCUUGGAAUUUUCACGUGUCGAGGGUCAAUAUAUGCACUUCGGUCAAAUUGUGCGUCAGGAAAAAGAAUACUUAGGCAAUCUUGCCUCUCGCAUCGCAGCUCUUAGGCCCCAUGUUGUUCUGGUUGAAAAAUCUGUGUCUAGACUUGCAUUAGAUGCUCUUGCACAACACAAUAUCGCUGUUGCUCGAACUGUUAAAUCGUCCGCCAUUCAGACCAUAGCAAGGAUGACACAGGGCGAUGUGUUCUCAUCAAUGGAUAAAUUGGCACUUGAACCUAGAUUAGGUCACUGUGCACGCUAUUGUAUUCAAACCUACGAUCAUCCACUGAUACCAGGCCAUCGCAAGACUUAUAUGCGUUUUGAAGGCUGCAAUCGGGAUAUGGGAUGCACAAUCAUCCUGCGCGGCGGAAAUAUUGAUACUUUGCGGCGCAUUAAAAAGGUCACACGUUUCCUUACCUUCGUCGUUCGAAAUUUGAAGCUAGAAACCCACCUUUGGAAAGAUUCUGUCAUCAGCCUCCCGUCCGACAAUGCCUUUGCUAUACCCCUUUCUGAAAGUCGCCAGUUACAACUCGACGUGUCGAUGAAUUCGCUACCUUCUGCUAACUUCUCAGCACCUAAGCUUCUCAUAUCGAGUACGGAGCCUGAAAAGAAAGAUGGCGUUGUAAGCCCUCCUAUCGAUGGAACAGAAGAGGAUCUUCCCAAUGAAGAUGCGGAGCAACUUCGUUUGACUCGAAGGAUCGACGAUUCCCUCGAACCCUAUACCAAGACCUUCAUUUCCAUCUCUUCUACACUACGAUUCCCCCCGCCAUACCCUAUUCGAAGAAUGAAGGAACUUGACAAUAAAUUGUUAGAGGCAAAGAGAGCUUGGGAAGAUGAAAUAGUUCGGAAAGAAGAACGCUUCCAAUCGAUGCAUCGGCACGAGGAGACACUCACAGCGUUGACGCCAACUGGCAAUGGACUACUCACUUCUAACAUUGAAGAAUGCGAAGAUAUAUUCGCACAGAUUGAGGCGCUACCUGUCUUAAAUAUUCCGUCUACUCCUUUGAACGCAGAUGGUUUCCCUACCGCGAGCCUUGCAGAUCAGGACUCGUAUUUUUCAUUGCCAACAUCAUCACCUAGCCCUUCGAAACCCACUACACCUGCACUCUCCGCCGUCUCAUCCUCUUUCCUUACUCCAGAGGAACCGGAAUGUUUGAAGACUGUCGCCGAUAUUCACCAUCAGAGUUACUACACGUUCCUGAAAUGGCAGCAUGAAGAAUUCCGUCGUAUUUGGGAGUGGUAUUUGCGAAAAAAUGCCGACGAUUUUGUCAUCGAAAAAUAUCAAUGCAUUCAUGUCAGAGAGUACACUGUUUCUUCCGCUGAUGUCAAUUUACAUCGGCCUUGUUUCGCUCCUCGAAUAACAUAUAUCAAGUUCUACGGGGAAAAUGACAUGACACUCGGUCAAUUUAUCGAGAAGUCCGUUAAUGAAACACUUAUGCAGUACCAGGAUCCGAAGGCUAUUUGCACAGGCAAAGGUUGCGAACAACCUCUUGCUCGACAUUGUAAAGUUUAUGUGCACAAUGAAACAUCCUUAUCGGUCGCCGUUGAGCAAUGGGACGGCCAAAUUAUCGGCUAUCCAUCAUACGACCUUGUUACAACAUGGAGUGCUUGUAGAGUAUGUGGAUCAGCUACGCCAUUCAUUCCUGUUUCGGAAGAAAUGAUGCGAUAUUCGUUUGCCAAAUUUUUGGAACUUCAUUUCUACCCGGCGGAUGUUUUGCUUGUACAUGGAGCAGGGUGCCAACACAACAUAUAUCAACACCACGUCCGAUUCUUUGCCACCAAGGGCAUGACAGUGCGAUUCCAAGCAGAUCCUGUCGUCUUACAGGAAAUCGUAUAUCCGCCUUUCCGCAUUCGCGUUCGGCCUGAGACACAACUUGAACUUAAAAAUGCAGACUUCGAAAGGCUACAUUAUCGUAAUAUGCUUUGGUACACUGGUUUGAUUGACGAUCUCAAGUUGAUUAGCAUCGAUGCCGCGACAGGGGAUGAAGAGACAGACGCACGCCUUUUGGCGGACAUCAAUGCCUUGAUCACCAGGGCAGAGUCUGAAAGAGAAGAUAUCAGUCGAUCCAUCAACGAGACCUAUAGAAAUACGCCACCUACAGAUACACUGGCCCUUAAUCAAAUUCAUGCAUAUCGUCAGGAUAAAAUUGUUGCAUGGCAAAUGGACUUCGAUAGAUUGCCUAAACCACGACCAGUUCAGAACUCCAUCAAUAGGAACAGUAAUCGAUCGUCUGCAUUUGACUCCAUAAGGUCUAUGUGGCCUCGAAGAUACGAUUUAGCUAAUGCUUUCGACAGUCCCCACCUGCCUUCUUCAAGCGUUUCUGAGGCCGAGGAAGUCCCAUACAAGUCACGUAGGAUUGCAGCUAGUAGUUCCGCAUUUGCGUCAUCUGCUUCAGACACCGAAUCUAGCGCUGACAACAACGAACGGGGGGAGAAACUUUUCUUAAAUUCAAAUUUACAGGAGAAUACAGAAGGGGUAUCUGAGAAUGAAGUCCAUGAAGACCUUCCGAAGUCAGAUCCGGACAGCGAUUCCACUAUCGGAGCUCCUCGUGAAGAAGUUGCCAACGCCGAAACAACGAAUAUCAUAAAGGAUGAUGGGAAGUUCGAACCUACGAUAGACGAAUUAAUUUCAAGGCCGUCUCGAGUUCCAAGGCGCCUCAAUUCCAACAUGAGUGUUGCGGACUUGGUCAAAAAAUAUCAAGAUUUUUUACCUGCUCAGGGGAUACACGAAUUGACGAGAACAGCAUUUCCACCGAAACCAGCCAUGUCAGAAAGCGAACAAGAAUAUCCUUCCCAAUUGACCUUAAGGCAGCCAAUACGCAGUAAAAGUCGCCACCGAAUUCCUGUCCGAAAAGCAUCCACCUCUGAUUUUGAACAAGGUUAUGCUGCCAAUGUUGCUCCAAAAUAUCUGACCCAUUCUCGUCGAUCACCUGCUGUAACAAACGGUAGUCGCAUUCCAGCCCCGAAAGGUUCCAAUCUUGAAUCACAAUCUUCCUCCCGAAGGCAUUCUCCAGAAAAACGUUCUUUCAGCGCUCAUGGGAAAGAGGUUCGUUUUAGUCGUCCUUCCUCUCCAUCUGGCAAACAACCGGUUCCCCCUGGUCCUAAACAACCAAAGCCGCGCAUCGUCAGUCGAACUAAAGACAAACCCCCACCCCGUCCUUCCUCGAGUUCCGCGACUAAGUCAACUUUUCGAAGGCUUCCUAGUGGCACUGGAAAUAAAGUUUCCAAUAUAGCAAAACACUUUGAACGCUUGGGUCGCGACGCCGAACGGUCUAAAAGUAGAUAUGCUGUGAUUCGCGGGAAACGCGCCCGCCCAGUUGCCUCUGCACGUGCUAAAGUUGAGGUGCUGAACAGUGUAAAGGACGCCAUACGCGACGACUCUGAAAGUUCUGAUUCUUCCAGCGAAGCUGAUGAUGAAGAUGAAGGGAACGACGAAGAUCAGCCUGCUACGGCAACCUCUGCGCAAACAUUGCCAGAGAAAAAUGAGGAAUUACCCACGGAGCCUGUCACCAAAGUGAUUCCGACGAUUGAUUUAGCAUCAACAGAGCAUUUACCCAUAGGACAAGAAGAACCUACAACAUCGCUUCCUCCUCCUGGUCAGAUAUCAGUACCUUCGUCACCAUUCUUAUCUGCCACAAUCAGAAAUAAGCAAGAUACGACGCUCACACCCCCUCCAUCGGAUUUAGAGCUUACAGGCGGCACGGAAAGGAACUCUAUUUUGAAGGCGUUAUCAGGGUUUUGGCCUCAGCCCGUUAGACAUUCCGUUGAAGGUGAUGAUCCUAUGAGCGACCCUGAACACAUUUUUCGUGAUUCCUCUAUGGUUGUUCGGCUUGAUGAACCUACUUCAAUCAUAGCCCUUGCCUUGAAUUCGCCACAGUAUCGUGAUCUGCUAGCCAAGUCACGGGCAGAAAAGAAAACCGCAAGGGAAGCAAAAAUAUCUGAAGGAAGUGAAGCAUUCAUGCCAGACGACGGUUCUGUCGGGGACUCAUCCUCUACAUGGGGUGUCGUUAACGUGGAUUCUGACUCGGCCGAUCCAACAGAAGACCUUAGAGCACCUUCUUCCAAGCUGCCUUGGGCAAUCUCUUUUGAAAGUGGCGGAUUGACGAUCAGCUGCACUGUUCUGUACCCAGAACAGUUUGAUGCUUUGCGCAGAACAUACGAUUGUGAGAAAAGUAUGGUGGAGUCUUUAUCACGAUGCGUCAAAUGGAAUGCCAGCGGUGGUAAAUCAGGAUCCGCAUUCCUAAAGACAAGAGAUGAUCGAUUUAUUGCGAAAGAGUUAUCCAAGCCUGAGCUACAGACCAUGGAAACUUUCGCUCCUGCUUACUUUGACUAUAUGUCUUCUUCAGUACAUGCAGAUCGGCCCACACUUUUGGCCAAAGUCUUUGGAUGCUAUAAAUUAACAUUCAGGAAGACAGGAAAGGAUAAAGGCCCUGGCAAAUCGAAAUCGAUGCAGAUGAACUUGCUGGUUAUGGAAAACCUCUUUUACGAUAGACGUUUUACUAAGAUAUAUGACUUGAAAGGGUCCACAAGGAACCGUCAUGUCCAAUCUACGGGAAGAGAAAACGAGGUUUUACUGGAUGAGAAUCUUGUUGAAACCUCGCAUCUCAAUCCCUUUUACCUUCGUGAACAUUCUAAGCGAAUACUUCGCGGUGCAUUAUACAACGACAGCAAGUUCCUAUCCGAUAUCAAUGUCAUGGAUUAUUCUCUUGUCUGUGGUGUUGACAGCCAAAACAACGAGCUCGUUAUUGGUAUCGUUGAUUAUAUUCGCACAUACACUUGGGAUAAGAAACUCGAAAGUUGGGUCAAGGAAUCUGCGUUCUUAGGAGGAGCAGGAAGGGGAGAACCCACCAUCGUUACUCCAAAACAGUAUCGGCAACGGUUCAUUAGCGCCAUGGAACGCUAUUUUCCUUUGAUACCGGAUAGAUGGAUGAAGCAACGCGACACACCAGAAGAAGAGUCAUCUAUCAUUUUAUCUGAAUUAUGGCCGGACUGGUAG